Messenger RNA from Esox lucius (northern pike), 4084 nucleotides. It is a transcript of the gene ccdc126, whose product is annotated as coiled-coil domain containing 126. The record is from RefSeq and is a predicted model, not a curated record. The coding region runs from base 650 to 1123 and encodes 157 amino acids. NCBI's taxonomy places the organism in Eukaryota, Metazoa, Chordata, Actinopteri, Esociformes, Esocidae. The transcript is spliced from 3 exons.
CUGAAUGUCUCGACUUCCUUUUCCGUCUCUGGUUGAACUCGAUACUUAUUUGUGAUCAAAUCUCAACACAGGCUUGCAAAAGAUUAUGUAAUUAUGCCACUUUAACUUCGGGACAUCUCAUUGAUUUGUAUUCUAUUAUUUAGUUGUUAUGAACAGUGCUAACAGCAAGCUAUUACAAAAACAUCUCCCCACCACAGUUACAUUUCGGUCUUUGCUGUGUGCUCUGCACUCUCUGAACCGUUUUGGAAUGGGAUCGCAUUCGCCGACCGACAGUCCGAACAGAAUAAUAAUUCAAUAGAAAAAAUCCAGAUCUUACCUUAAAUUGAGGCAGCAAUGUACGUGUUUGAAAACCAUAGUUGACUACCAGGUGUGUGUAGUGUUUUUAUCCUAAUACUCAUCAGGACCAUAACCCCAGCCCUAUAUCCCCUAAACCCAUCCCCUCUAAAACCAUUUCCGGAGUCCUUAGACCUAUGUCAGUCUUUGGCCUGACUAGCACCAACUUCACACACGCUUAGGCCCAAUACAACUACCUUCCCUCAAACCAGCCUCACCUUACCUGCCCACCCCCCAGCACCCACCCUCUACCCCAACCCUCUCUCCUGUCCCACCACCACCACCCAUCUCCAGCCCCACGUCCAGCCCCAGUACCAUGCUCGGGAGGAACAUGUCCCAGAAGCUGAGCGUGCUGCUGAUCAUCUUCGGGCUGGCGUGGGGGCUCAUGUUGCUGCGCUACACCGUCCAGCAGCCGCGCCACCAGGGCAGCGCCGAGCUGCGCCAACAGAUUCUGGAACUGAGUCGACGCUAUGUCAAGGCGCUCACUGAGGAGAAUCAGAAUGUACCAGGAGGACCACAGGGCACUUCAAUUGCCGGUUACGCUGAUCUUAAAAGGACCAUAGCAGUGUUGCUGGACGACAUCCUGACACGCCUAGUCAAGCUGGAGGGGAAGCUAGAGCUGGUGGCCAACACGUCAGCCAUUAACUCUUCCCAUUCUGCGGGAGGGGCCCUUGCCUCUGCCACGGGGGCCUUGAACAAAGCCACUAAGAAGGACACGCCAGGAAACCGCCGCCUGGAAACCCUUGGCCUCCCUCCACACACACCCAAUAGACCUCGCCAUGGUGUGUAGUAGUGUGGCUGGUGAUUUAGGCCUUGUGUACAUUGCGUGUCUAUGUUAGAAGAGUAUUCUUUUUUUUUUUGCCUAAGGGUAGUCACUGAUCUAAUAAGGUGCUUGGUAAUGUGAAAACCAUAGAGAUGGAGAACUUUAAUCUGUGUGUCUGUGCUUUAUGGCCAGCAUGGACAAUGCCGUUGAGGCUAUAUCCAUUUUUCAAGUAGUACAUUUCCUUUUUCAUGAUUGGCUAAUCCAUGACAUGACACCAACUGGAUCAUCACAAAGUAUCAGUCGAAGUUCCCGUCCCGUACUGUUCACUGCAUUAAAAUGGAAAAAUAAAUCAAUGGCAAUGUCCUUGCAAGAUAGAAUUUCCCCAGAUAUUCUUUAUUUCCAUCUCUAUGGUAAUUUUCAGUGAGGGAGUUCUAUUACUGACCAGGGUUACCCAGGCUGAAGGAAGUUAGUGUUGGCUACUUGAUAUUUAAGAUGGCCAUGGUACAUGGUUUCCAGAUGACCGUGUAAUAAAGCAUGUGUUGUAAUGAGUAGGAUUGAAAAGAGAUGAUGCACCAUGCUGCCUGGUUGACAACAUGACCACUUCGCACGGAUUACUGUUCAGUUAGAUAAGUUAUGACUUAAUGGGCCAUGGCUGUUUUAUCCAGGCUUUGAUUCAUAGAACUCCCUCAUAUAUCCUCACAUUUACAGAUCAGUAAUUUUCUCAAAGGAAGUAAGGGAGGGAAAAUGUAAAAAAAAUAAUUAACUAGGUCAUUGAACUUAACUGAACCCUGUGAAAUGACUGGCUACCGGUUCGUUUCCAAUAUACUUAAUGGUAGAAUUCUAUUUUUUUACAAAGACAUUUUGAGCACCUUUUUUAAUACUUUCAGUCAUGUACUCUCUUAUGCUUGAAUUUUAGCUUCCCUUGUUAAGGGUUUCCUCAUGGUCGGUUCUACAAACAACGGAUGUCUCUCAGGAUGUCUUUGUGCUCAACAUCAACAUUGUAGGAAAUGGACUGUCUCUGUAGUAUUUUUAAGCAAACUGAUGAUGGCACUCACACCCAGAUAUGAUUUACCUCAGACAUAGACAUACACAUUUGCAAUACUGCUUCUAAUCUCAUCCACAUCAAGAUGCUGAACUAAACAGUGCAGUUGUGGUGGUUUGGAAAUAUAUUUGAAUUUGCUGCAGCAUCUAGGCCCAGUUUUUCCUAAAGUUAGCUUUCUGGAGGUUGUCUGCAUACAAUUAAAAUGGUAGAAUAAAUAGAACAGAGAAAUCAUUGACUUGAAUAGGGACACCGUUCUUUUGAUUUCUAGCAAUGAAUCUUAUCCAAUAGCUGAAAUCCAGAUAAAUACAUUGGGAAAAACUGAGCUCUGGUGCUUAAUAUACAGAUUUGGAGAGUCCCUUUUUGGAUAUAUAUAUAUAUAUAUAUAUAUAUAUAUAUAUAUAUAUAUAUGAGAAAUAAUUUACCUGUUGUACAGCAGACCUUUAAAAGGAUAAAAUGAUAAUCCAAAGAAUGUUAUUUGCACUCUCCUUGAAGGCUUUAGAAAUAAUUUUUUACUUCAACCAGAUUAUUAUUUUAUAGUAUGUCUGUAUAAUUUGAAUCUCAACUAGAUGGUGAUUAUCAAAUAAUUGCUAUUUUUCCAAUUCCUGCUCAGUCUCUAUUCUCUUUUACAACUCCACCCAGACACUUGGUCCAAGUUGGUUCCUCGUUGCAGGGACUCAACAAGGCCUGGAUUGUUUCUUAACCUGACCAAGAAAAACACCUAUUAAUAGGGAUUUACAGACAGUUUUAUGUCUUAAUUUUACCCUCUGAAUAAGUUGAUUGCCAACUGCUUACACUUUGUUAUGUGAUCACUGUGUAAUGUGAUCUUUUGAUAUCACAUUACACAGUGACUGUUAAAUACUAAAAAUGCUAAACCGUGCAUCAACCAAGUGGCACAGAAUACACUUUGAUUUAAAAAUUGUGCUCCUCCCUCACUGUUUUUACCCAUAAAUGUUACCGUAGUCCAGUACGCUGCGGUUCAGCUCACCCUUACACCCUCAGUAUGUGUGCAUAUGUUCGCUUAAGAUAGGUGGAGAAUUUGGGUGCUGUCCAUGCUGUUGGAUCUGUGAUACUAGACAAUCAAUUAAGGGUUAAGGAUUGGUUUGGAAUUUCACCUGUCAGUGGUCCAAAUGUUAUUGAUGUCAGAGUAGAUGUUAUGCUUUUCUUCCUUCCUCUCAAAGAUCUUGAUUUACACCUUGCAUUUGUCCUUGAGGUGAUAACAUGUAACUGACCUACUGAAGAACAACAUCACAUUACACUGUACACUGUAAUACACUGUUGACCAAAGCCAAGACUUACAUGAUAAUAUCUCAAAUUAUAUUUUAAAUUGUAUUUAUUUACAUCAUUUUCUAUCAACUAUUUUCUACCUUAUGCCACCAUUUGAUUAAAUGCCAGUUUUCAAAUAAUUUUAAUUAUGCAUUAGCUGAAAUUGUGGGUGACAUUUUCAAGUUUGAAAAAGUGAAAAAUACAUACAGAUUGGAGCCUGUUCCUGCAGGUAUAGAGCUUUUGCCCCGGGUCCUAAAACAAUGCAGUUGGUUAAAGUAACAAAUUGUCAACUCAAGUACCAACUGAUGGUAAAGGAUAUGGCGACACCUGACUGGGAAUAUGACCCUGAACAGUCCAGCUAGUUGAUCAUCAUCAUGCUCAUCAUCAUGCCAUCUGCUAGAAGUGAUGCUAGUUUCUGCAAUUUUUUUCUGUUAUUUGUCAAAAGUCCCUGCUUCUUUUGUCAGACCCAUUGAGUUUUGAGAAAUUUGUACUUGUAUUGACCUUUUGCCUCAUAGCUUUGUCAAGGUUUUAGCUGGCAUGUUUGAACUCAGCCAUGUCUUCCAUUGCUUUAAUUGUUCGUAGGGAGACCCACAUAAAGUGUAACAUGUCAGCAUUUUGUUCUACAACUGAACCAUAUUGUCCUGCAUUUUAUUAACAACAAAUAAAAACAAAUUUACAAAACA